Plodia interpunctella (Indianmeal moth) is the source of this 1347-nucleotide messenger RNA. RefSeq lists its product as uncharacterized. Lineage: Eukaryota; Metazoa; Arthropoda; Insecta; Lepidoptera; Pyralidae. The transcript has a single exon. The record is from RefSeq and is a predicted model, not a curated record. The coding region runs from base 93 to 1238 and encodes 381 amino acids.
AGUACCGACAUCUAUAUUUAGUGACUCUUACUACUUUCACCAUAUUUGGGUGACAUCAUUACUUCCAAAAUAAUACGGGCAUUCUGCGCAAGAUGGCGCCCUCAAUAAUUUGCGGAAGUUGCUUAUUUAAAAUUGAAAGUAGACAAUAUCUUAAAUGUUUUUUCUGUUCUAAAUACUAUGACUUAACUUGUGCUAAUGUAAGCGAAAAACGAUUUUUCAAUACCAUGUCAUCUGAGCAUAAAAAGAACUGGAAAUGUAUUAAAUGUAUUAACAAUAAAGGUCUUAAGUCUGGUAAUUCACCUGCGACGCCACAAACCCUUACAGAUGAGCAUGAUGGAUCGAUUCAUUCUCCUAUAGUACCUACUCGAAACAUCAACAGGCCCAUAGCUAAUACUACCCAAUUUAAGAGCAAUAAAAAUCAACAAAUUACACCACCUAUGGCGCCCCCUAUACCUACUGAGCAACACACAUUAGAAACGAUAUUAUCUGAGAUACGUCUAAAUCGGGAAGAAAUGCAGGCCACUCGUACUGAAAUCCGCGAAUUGAGAAGUGCCUUCACUGCUGCAAUUGGAAACUGCAACCAGCGUAUCGACGAGCUCUUCUUGCGUGUGGAAGCUAUCGAAGCCGGUGCGCGGUUGCAGCGAGAAUCCCCAGCCGACAUGCCAGCCCCUACAUCCAGUGAAAUUUUAAAUUUAGAACAAACAAUUGCUACCUUGAAACUAGACAUCAAUGAUCGCGAUCAGCAGCUCUUAAACAACGAUAUAGAAAUAGCAGGUAUACCUGAAUAUCCGAACGAACUAGGUAUUCACAUGGCCAUUACUUUAUCAUCAAAACUGGGCAUCUCUCUGGAAGAGCGAGACAUAGUAAGCGUCGAACGCGCGGGACCCGUUAAGCCGGCGAGGCCCCUACAGCAGGACAGUGACAGCAAGCGUCCACGGCCUCUCGUCGUGAAGCUGGCACGCCGUGUCCUCCGCGAUCAGCUGUUGAAUGCAGCACGAGUACGCCGAGGGCUCUCUACGGCAGCUUUAGACUUCUCGACCACUUCUCCCAUCUAUAUCAACGAGCGACUUACCCGCACCAACCGACAACUCUUCUAUCAGGCCCGUGCAGAAGCUUCACGUUUACAGUGGAAAUACGUAUGGACUCGGGACGGAAAUAUCUUCGUGCGCAAGGAACACGGAUCUUCUCGCUAUCGUAUACGUACUGAAACUGACAUAACAAAAAUUUUUUGUUCUUAAUUUUGUUAGCUCGCCAGAUUUGUGUCAGUAUAAAAUUAUCAAUUAAGGUAGCGUUCAAAAAUACAUUAAAAUCUUUAAAUUACUAUUUACACCUUAAUCCCAUCUCUAA